ACUUCCUCGACUUCUUGGCCACGUUCAGUCGGUGGCCAGUUUCCAGAGCAAGAGCUCCGCCUCGAGCUCACCGCCUCUCGGCAGCUAAAAGAUAAACAUUCUGCUGGCGAGCAGUAAACAGAGGAACCGCAACGAAAGCCAUUCGGAACCUGUGGCCACUUGUCAGCGUCAGUGGUAGAAAGUUGAAAGUGCCUGUGACAGUUGUUCCUGCGACUUGUAAGCCGUCUCAAGUGUUGGCUCUCUAACUGUUAAAAUUACCCGAACAAAAAGACCGGCUGGGCAGUCGCAGCUCGCGUGUGCGUGUUUCCAUUCUGCGGCACUCCAAAAAAACCGAUACAAUAAGGAAUCUCCAUUUAUGUGUGUCCGCCGCAGGCAAUAGGCCGACUUUUCUGGCUCGUACGUGCUGGUGACUUGGCCGGGAGUGGGGGUACAAAAAGAAAUCAAAAAGAAAUUCCUUUUUAACAAAUCGAUUUUGGUUCUCUUUCCAUGUUUUCUUGUUUGUAGCUUUUGCCAUAGUAAUAUAAAUUUAGAAACAUUCAAGCUAAUGACAAAUUAAAAAUAGAAGAAGCAAAAAGCCAAACAACACAACACCAUACACAUUAAAAAAUUACGAACCGCGCGUGUUAAAAGUUUGGACUGUUAUCAACAACAACAACAACAACAACUACAAUAGCAGGAACAACAAGUAGAACAAAAAUUAACAAUAAACUGCGAUAAAAGCAACAACAAACGGGAAAAGUUUCUUUAUUUUGUGCGGCAAACACGCCCCCUGCCCAUUUUGAGCGACACCAGAAGGCAAAUCAAGAAGGACAAUGAAGGAGUCGCGGCUCGCGGCCCCAUCCUGCCGCCGCCACGCCCCCUCAUCCGUAGGCGAACAUCAUCAGCAGGAGUAGAAGCGGCGCGGCGGAUGGACGGCGCGUGUUGAGCAAAUAAUAAAUUUCAUAAAGCUGCUGACUGUCGCCGACUGUUGCGCUCGAUCGAGUGCCGAAAAUUGCUGGAUUCCAGUAGAAACUAAACCGGGUACCGUGCCGGGGGACUCAGAAAUGGAGCGACUUGCCGACUUGAAGAGUGAGAGCAACAGGAAGAGGAAUCAACAUGACGACGAACUUUGGCCGACUGGUUGUUUGCAUUGCAGAUUGCAAUUACUGGAGUUUUAAAUUUCACGGAGAAUGGUAAAGAGCAACUACAGCGAAGACGAGAAGACAUCAUUAUGGAGCCGACUUUAAUGAGCUGCCCUUCAAGAGGGACGCGUCGUGUGAAGUGACCAUGAAAUUGAGAGACAUGUCGGGGCCCAAAGUAACUGAGCUUCUUGGCACAACAAUGACAUUGCCCCUGGCUCUGGCAGGCACAUCAGCAACAUCGGCAUCCACCAGCAGCAGGCUGGGCAAAUCGAUAGCGGCACUUGUCACAGGUAGUACCGCAGCUCUAAAUGCCACCGUUGCAACAACAGCAGCGACAACAACAAGAGCCACCACCACUAAUGGCAACCCACUGCUGGCAACAGCCACAUCAACGAUAGCCACCACCCUGCCACCUGCAACGACAACAGCAACAGCUGCAGUUGCAACAACGAGUUUGCCUACAACACUGCAAUUUUUAGAUGCCUCGUUGACUUCGCUAUCGUUAACAGCCACAUCAUCGGCGUCGUCCACGUCCUUUGCGUCCUCAGAGAGUCCGUUUGAUUUUCUUGCCACAAACACAACAGCACAAGCCAUUGCCAACACCAACACUAGCCUCAUUCUCGAGGAGCGGCCCGAUCUGGAGGAGGAAAGCUGGCUGGAUGUGUCCCUGCUGGUGCUCAAAGGAUUCAUCUUCUCGUCAAUCAUCCUGGCGGCUGUCCUGGGCAACGCACUGGUCAUCAUAUCUGUGCAGAGGAAUCGCAAGUUGCGGGUGAUAACCAAUUACUUUGUCGUUUCGCUGGCCAUGGCCGACAUGCUGGUGGCCCUCUGCGCGAUGACAUUCAACGCCUCCGUGGAGUUGUCCGGCGGAAAGUGGAUGUUCGGCCCGUUCAUGUGCAACGUGUACAACAGUUUGGAUGUUUACUUUUCCACGGCGAGCAUCCUGCACCUCUGCUGCAUUUCGGUCGACAGAUACUAUGCCAUUGUGCGUCCCCUGGAGUAUCCAUUGAAUAUGACGCACAAAACAGUGUGCUUCAUGCUGGCCAACGUCUGGAUCCUUCCCGCCCUCAUCUCGUUCACGCCCAUCUUCCUGGGCUGGUACACCACCGAGGAGCACCUGCGGGAGGUGUCCCUGCACCCCGACCAGUGCUCCUUUGUGGUCAACAAGGCCUACGCCCUCAUCUCCAGCUCUGUGAGCUUCUGGAUACCCGGCAUCGUGAUGCUCGUGAUGUACUGGCGCAUUUUCAAGGAGGCGGUGCGCCAACGAAAGGCUCUCAGCCGCACCAGCUCCAACAUACUUCUGAACAGCGUCCACAUGGGCCACACCCAGCAGCCGACCAACCUGAGCUAUCUGCAUCCCAGCGACUGCGAUCUGAAUGCGGCGUCCACGCGGGAGGAGACGCACAGUGCCCUCAGCAACUUGGAGGACAUGUUGCAGCCGGCCACGGACGAGGACGACGACAGGGACGAGUGCGAUGAACUGCGAGUGCCAUCGCCGCCGCCGCGACGACUCAGCCGUAGCAGCAUCGAUCUGCGGGACCUAGAGCAGGAGCGCUACGAGAAGGUCACCCACACAGACAGUGCCCCCUCAAUGAUGGCGCUGCAGCAGCAGCAGCCGGGGCAUCCGCACAUGCCACACAACCAGUUGCAGCCGCCAGCGCCAGUGUUCAACCCCCAGAUUUGGACAGAGUCCAUUCCGGGCGGCAAAACAGGGCCCCCAUCAGCAACAGAGUCGGAUAAGAAGCCACAUCCGGGGGCGCCUCAGCAGCAACACAGCCUAACAAGUGGCAGUGGCAACAGCGAGCAGGAGCCAGAGUCGACGGCAUACCGGGUAUUUGGCCUUAACAGUGACGAGAGCGAGGGCAAUGACGUCUACGACACCCACCUGCCACUGGCUGAAGACAACAAGGAGUUGAAGCGCCUGAUCGAGGAUAAUUACCUUUACUUCAAGCGCCAGACGGGAGGAACCAUUCUGAGUGGACCUGGAGGUGGCAAGUACGCUGCUCUGAGCGAAACGGACUUCAUACGCUUAAAGGCCGGAGCGGCGGCCUGUGCACGGAAGGCGUACGCCUCCAGUGACUCGGAGUUCCUGAAGACUAUAAGCGAGUCCCGGGCCACAACUGGGCAACCAGAACUGCCAGUGGGCAAAAGCGAAAAGGGCUUCAAUAUCCUCUCCCUGCUGUCGAAAACCAAGCGCACCAGUUCCGAGUGCUUUGCUCUAGAACGUAAACGCCAGCAGACCAACUCCGAGGGCUCCAGCUUCUUCCGGCGGGCCCGCAACCGGAAAUUGUCGCACAGCUACAACGGGUGCGGAGGCGGUGGAAAGGAACGCAAACUUGAGCGACGCCAGCGGCAGCACAGCGACACGGACUACACGCCCAACAAGCCGGACAUCCUGCUGGACAUCAAUGUCCUGAGCGAGCAGAGCGUCGGGGGCACCAACGUGAUCCAGCAGUUCGGCGAUGGCGUUCAGCUGAUCGAUUUCAGCGAGAUUACCGCACCGCUUCCGGUGUCCACCGGGGACGACGAGCUGGCCCAGUUGGCGGACUGUUUCGGCGAGUCCCCGCAGCAGCCAGCCACCCCGCCGCCGUCUCUUUCGCCGCCGGAACUGCCGGAGCCGAGUGGCCUGCUCAUUGCCAGCAGUUCGGAACUGGCCGAGAUCUUUCGGUCGCUAAGUUUCCCUCUGGGACGACCAGCUGGGGCCCCCCAGCGCCUGAGCACGCUGAGCGACCAGGUGUGUCCCAACUAUCUGAUGUCCCCACCGAACACACCGGCCCCGGCCCUGCCGCCCGCGAAUUCGCCCUGCAGUGGCAUGGGAAUGGACCCAUCUAAUGCUCAGACGGCGUCCAUCAAUGUGUACUUCCUGUCGCCGCCACCGCAUGCCGCUGGUCCGGGCUACACGCCCAGUGACACCUCCACCGUGUCCUUGGAUGUGGUCACCACGCUGCCGGUGCCCCAGCCCCCGAGUCCCCAGGUGCCGCAGCAGCUGCAGCUGCCCCUGCCCCUGAAUGUAUCACCCAAACCGGAGAUCAUACUCGAUUCCACGCUGUCACCCAUGGAAACGGGCAGCGACAAGGACGUCACGUCGCCGCUGUUCAAGCGCAAAGAUAGCGCCGGCGAUGCGGACGUGAGCGUUUCCGGCGGAGGUGGAGGCCUCAACGGAGGAGGUGGAGGUGGAGGGGGAGGGGGAGGUGUAGCUGGCAAGCAGCGCUGCAGCAUCCUGACCGGCUACGAUGGCAUCCAAACGGUACGCAAACGACAGGCCUCCGUGGUGACCUACGACGUGAAUGUCAUCAACUUUUCGCAGGAGAACAGCGAUAGUCGGAGCUAUAUCCCCAUGGGCCGCGUGUCCACCAGUUCAGCAAAGCCCGAAUUUUCCAAUAAAUCCUCGCUCAUCCGACGCGGCGGCAUCUGCAUCUUUGUGGAUGAGGAGGAGGCGGAGACCAUUGAGCAGCGGCCCCGUGGCAUCACCUUCGCCCCGGUGCCCAGUCCGCUGCCCAAGUGCCCGCUCUGCGGCGCCGACAUCAGCACUACCACCGUCAAUGCGAACGCCGGCACCACAACCAACGGCACCACUGACACCACCGCCAUCGGCACAGCCACCACCGCCACUGCAAGUAGUAAACGUAGUAGUCACGCCCCAGAUCCAGCUCCAGAUCUUGGCCAGGGGUCCACUUCUAGCUUCUGGCACAAACGUACGGCGGCGGUCACGGCAUGUUGGCAGCAGAGCAAGAACCGGAAGCGCCGCUUCAAGACCGGAUGCAGUCACUGCGGUGCAACCGGCGGCUCCGUCCGACCGGCGAAAGGAUGGAAGGCCGAGCACAAGGCCGCCCGCACCCUGGGCAUCAUCAUGGGCGUCUUUCUGCUCUGCUGGCUGCCCUUCUUCCUGUGGUAUGUCAUCACUUCGCUAUGCGGACCCGCCUGCCCCUGCCCGGAUGUUCUGGUGGUGGUGCUCUUCUGGAUCGGCUACUUCAACUCCACCCUGAAUCCGCUUAUCUAUGCCUACUUUAAUCGGGAUUUUCGCGAGGCAUUCCGCAACACACUGGAGUGUGUGCUGCCGUGUCUGGAGAAACGCAAUCCCUACAACGCCUACUACGUCUAGACCGGACUCCGGAUGUGGCGCAAUGCCCCUAUAAGUGAUAUUUAAUACUUGAGUGAAUCGAUAUACCAAAUCACAAAAUGAAACCAAAAAAAAUAAAACAAUGAAAAACAAGAUAAGUUCGUGCAGGCAUCUAGCUAGCAAAAUCCUUCGAGCUAAGCAAUACUCAGUGUGUGUUUAUGUAUACGUGUAAAUUUUCAUUUAAGCAACGAUAGGGAAUUUAAACUAAACUGGUGUUCUGAGCCCCUAAAACUGGGGAUUUACGAACAAAAAAUGCUGCUCCGGAUCUAUACUGUUCAAUAUAUAAGUGUUGUUUGUCCAAUUAAACAGGCGAUAUACGUAAAAAUAUACAUAUUAAAAAAGCAAAAUCCAAUUAAAAAUAAAAAGAUUUCGGAUUGAAGAACCAAAUCCGAAAUGAAUUGUAAGAAAUGUGCAAACCUUCUUCGGCAUGUCGAAGAUUUAACACUUUUUCCAUAGUCCCAGUAAUGAAAGCAGAAAUAUCAAUCCGUUUCUUAAAAAGUUACUCAAAGUAAAAUUCCGGCAGAAAUAAUUUAAACUUAGAUCGGACCGUGGAAAGAGUGAACCGGACACCGGAACCGGAACUGUCCGGACAUCUAACCUAUAGCAUUAAGCAUCAUGUGUAAUCUAGCGAAUAUAUUAGCAAAACCAAAUCUACAAGAUCGUGUUGAAAUUAAAAGUUUUAAAAAUUAUGCAAUCGAAAUUAUGUAAACCAUUAAUGUUAAAAAAGAUAAACGGUGAGGCGACGAAUUGUGAGUAGGGACACUAGGAAUUUUCAAGCAGAAUGACAAUCUACAAAUGUGUAAACAAGGAUGAACUUCGAAACAACCAAAAAAUUGGCAAGCUGUAGAAAAUUUCGCCAUUCGCUGCAAAAUCGAUUCACUUAUUUUAAUUUAGUUAGUUGUACUCCACUUCACCCGCCACCGCCACCGCCACCAGCCAUCCUUCACCCUCUCUCCUGUGUUGCGACGACUUUUGUGAUAGUAAAGGAAAUUGAUUGUAUUUCUAGUUGAAUUGGUUUGCCUCGAGUAGGUGCAUCUUGUCUAAGUGUCUGUACGAUAAAUGUGUACGUGUGUAUACGUAAUGUAGUUAAGCUAAGCCAUGUAUCGCUAUGUAUUUCAAUGUACUUGCUGAACUAAAACUACUGUAUAUUAAAGUGUAAAACUAACGUGUUUUAAAACAGUUGAA
Drosophila ananassae is the source of this 6423-nucleotide messenger RNA. RefSeq names its product octopamine receptor beta-3R. Gene Ontology annotation, molecular function: octopamine receptor activity. NCBI's taxonomy places the organism in Eukaryota, Metazoa, Arthropoda, Insecta, Diptera, Drosophilidae. The transcript is spliced from 10 exons. Gene Ontology annotation, biological process: adenylate cyclase-activating adrenergic receptor signaling pathway. The coding region runs from base 1267 to 5220 and encodes 1317 amino acids. Gene Ontology annotation, cellular component: membrane. The record is from RefSeq and is a predicted model, not a curated record.